AUGGUCCCAAUUGAUACGGUUAACCCUGAUUUACAAAAAGAGCGCCAUAGCGCUACUUUUAGUAGCAAUGAAUUUUCAGUUUGGUGGGCGGGUGGCCCAAAGAAAUAUGAAGAAAAAAAGAAACUGGAAAAACUCUUUCUUGAUGAUCCGACUUUGAAGGAUGAUAUACCAAUUUCCUAUAUGUCACAUAAGGAACUUUAUGAACAUAGUGUAAAAAAAGCCACCAUAAUCGCACAAAAAAUACGUCAAAUACGUAAUGACGGCGAAGAUAGUGUCGACGUCUAUAAUGCUAUACUUGGUGGUUCACUCGGUUCUGCUCUCAUUAAGGAAGGUAACCCGAUGACAUUACAUUUUGUAAUGUUUGUACCGACAAUCAUGGGUCAAGGAACCAUGGACCAACAAAUGGAAUGGUUACCAAAAGCAUGGGAUUGCUCCAUAAUUGGUACUUAUGCACAAACUGAGUUGGGUCAUGGCACCUUUUUGCGUGGGUUAGAAACACGUGCUGACUAUGAUGCUUCUACACAAGAGUUUGUUUUGAAUACUCCUACACUAACUGCCUACAAAUGGUGGCCUGGUGGUUUGGGUCACACUGCAAAUUAUGCAAUUGUUGUUGCACAACUUUAUACGAAAGGUGAAUUUCGUGGUUUGGCUCCGUUCAUAGUGCAAUUACGUGACGAGGAGACGCAUGAACCAUUACCUGGUAUUGAUGUUGGCGAAAUUGGUACCAAAUUGGGUAUGAAAUCAGUUAAUAAUGGUUACUUGGGUCUAAAGAACUUGCGUAUUCCACUUAAAAAUAUGCUUAUGAAAAAUCAACAGGUCCUUCCUGAUGGCACAUAUGUAGCACCUAAGAAUACUGUUUUAACCUAUGGCACUAUGAUGUUCGUGCGUUGUGCUCUUAUACGUGAUACAGCACAAAGCUUAGCGAAAGCUUCAACAAUUGCCACACGGUAUUCAGCCGUGCGUCGUCAAAGUCCAAUAGAUCCAAAGUAA
This is a messenger RNA of Teleopsis dalmanni, 990 nucleotides long. Its product is annotated as probable peroxisomal acyl-coenzyme A oxidase 1. The transcript is spliced from 6 exons. Gene Ontology annotation, biological process: fatty acid beta-oxidation using acyl-CoA oxidase; lipid homeostasis. Gene Ontology annotation, molecular function: FAD binding; fatty acid binding; acyl-CoA oxidase activity. The record is from RefSeq and is a predicted model, not a curated record. Gene Ontology annotation, cellular component: peroxisome. Bases 1 to 990 code for a protein of 329 amino acids. NCBI's taxonomy places the organism in Eukaryota, Metazoa, Arthropoda, Insecta, Diptera, Diopsidae.